GCGAGUGACUCAGUAGAAAUAAUUGCUGCAUAGACAUACAAGCGUUUUGCAACUCCAACUUUGGGGGUUUUAUUGUUUAGUAUUGUCCUUACAUAAUUACUAUGUGACUCUCAGCAUAUCCCCCUACAGAAGAAACGUAACACAUGCUUGAUCAGAUGGUGCAAAAGAAAAUUUUUUAUCACUGCUUGUUUCCUCAGAAUGAGUGUCUGAACAUGCAUUGUGUCUGAAUAUAGAUGCCUUACUCUACUAUACGAUGGGUAUACAUAUACAAUAUAAUGUGUGCGUGCAGUCCACAUGCAUGCGUGCUUGUAUAGCCAGUUAUGUAUGUUAUUUCAAGCCAUGCAGUUUCCCACAAAAAAGUUGAUUGCAUGCACGCCUCGAUAGUAUAUACGCCGGGUAUAAAUGUGUGUAUAAAAAUGUGUGUAUAUGCAUGCAUGAGGCACGUUAACAAUGAAGUAUCAACUGCUGAUGAUAUGCUCUCUCCUUGGUCUGGGGUCACCCUGGAACCAACCCAGCACCUGCUACAUGAGACAGACUAUCUGUUCUACAAAUUAUAAAGAGGCAAUUGAACAGCUGACUGAUAAUAUAGACGGCCAUAGCCAACAAAUUCAAAUGUUAGAGGCUCAACUAGUCAACUCAAACGGACAAUCUGAAAUGAAGAUCACGGAAUUGCAAGUGCAACUAAAUACGUCUAUCCAGAUAUUGCAAGCUGAUAAAGAUUCAUUUAACGAAAGCCUUCAGCUGGUGCAAGCUCAACUAGACAAUUCCAACGAGCAGUUUGGAGGUCAGAUUAUGGAAUUGCAAACUCAACUAAAUAGCUCUAAUCAAUUGCUUCAAAGGCUACAAGAUCAGCUAAGUGCUACCACCGGUGUUUUACAACAAAGCCUUUCCGAGCAAGAAAACAGACUGGAAAAUAUACAAUUAAUUGUGGAAGAGGUUCGUUUGGGUACCAUUAACAACCCAGCAAGCUCUUGUAGUGACAUCUCUCAAGGCCGACCAUCUGGAGAAUACUGGAUUACCACUAACACUACUAGCUCUCCUGUUCUGAUCUACUGUGACAUGAAUCGAACAAGCUGUAGCUGCAACACUGCAGGAGGAUGGAUGAGGGUAGCCAACCUUGACAUGACCGAUCCUAACCAAAACUGCCCAGAGGGAUUUAGACUGAUGAACAGGACUGAAUCACCACUGCGUACUUGUGGUAGACAUGCACCGGGAUGUCUGUCUACUACAUAUCCAGCUUAUGGGGUGAAGUACUCAACAGUUUGUGGUCGAAUCAAUGGAUAUCAAAGUAGUACAAUGGAUGCUUUUCAUCCAUAUUUCUCCAACAGAGCUUUAUCUAUUGAUGAUGUUUACGUUGAUGGUGUGAGCCUAACCCAUGGUCAGUCGCCUCGUCAGCACAUCUGGACAUUUGCUAAUGCACUUGAUGAAACUCGAUCCACUUAUUAUGUAUGUCCUUGCACAAGACCUGACCUCACCUAUACUGGAGUUGUACCUCCCUUCAUCGGUCAAGACUACUUCUGUGAAACUGGAAGCCGACAAGCAUUUAGUUAUAAUACCUUCUACACUGAUGAUCCAGUCUGGGAUGGUCAGGGAUGCGGGGGUACCAGUACUUGCUGUGAGUUCAACAAUCCACCGUGGUUCUGCAAGCAACUCCCUCAACCAACUACAGAUGAUAUCGAGUUGAGGCUUUGUAGUGAUCAAUCUAUUGGAGAUGAAGACACACCAAUUGAAAUUGCCGAAAUAUACGUUAGCUGAACAUGUUUUCGUUAGCACUAUAUACAUUAGUUAGCGCUAGACAAUGAACAUUUAAGAGUACAGAAACUGAAUAAUAGCAUGCAGUCUAGAAAUAAUAUUAUGAUAGCAUUAUAGUAGCAAUUCCCUAUACCUAACUUUGUUACUGAGCUGUUUAUACUUACACCAUGCAGCGAAACUUGUU
This is a messenger RNA of Halichondria panicea, 1936 nucleotides long. RefSeq lists its product as uncharacterized. The coding region runs from base 451 to 1755 and encodes 434 amino acids. Lineage: Eukaryota; Metazoa; Porifera; Demospongiae; Suberitida; Halichondriidae. The transcript has 2 exons. The record is from RefSeq and is a predicted model, not a curated record.